UAAGGUGGAACUGGCUGACCUGCUCUGCCUGAAAGCCGGCCUCCUCGGUGAUGUCAGUGGCUAGGCAGAGGGGUGUAACCCUGUCUCAGAGUGGCAGAGUCCCAUCCCAGGAAGCCAGCACUUGUGCGAGGGUAGGGGUGGUGUGGGCCGGGGGCACCCAGUGCCGUCUCUCCAGAGCAGCUCAGACUGACUCCCCAGCCAGGGCCGAGGCAGGAUCUGGCAGCCGUCCCCGCCCUGCACUCCUGCUGCAGACCCUCAGCUCCCUGGCGUCUCAGCUUGGCCUUGGGCUCAGACGGACAGAGGAAGUGGAACUGGUGUUAGCAACAGUGGGACCUUUCCCUGGCAGAGCCAGGGCCCUGGGACAGACCGAGCCACGCUCCCUGCCCGGCCGGGACAGGAGCCAUGCAGGAGAAUAACUUCUUCCUGUCGGCUUUGCAGCCGGAGGCCGGUGUGAGCUCCCUGGCACUGCCCUCGGACCAGCAGCUGGGCAGGAAGAGCAAGGAGGCACCCGACGCGGAGCUGCUGAAGAGCGCCCGGGUGCAGGAGCAGGUCCGCAUGAGGAUGCUGCAGAAGAGCGGCUCUGUCCCCAGGACCAAUGGACCUGGGCUCGACUACGUUGAGGACAAAGGUGGCAGCUCCUCCCAGAGCCAGUACAGCAACACCCUGCAGAAGUCCUUCAGCUCCAGAUCCCAGACCAACGGCUUAGAUGCCAAGGGCACUCUGUAUCAGCCACCAGCCCAGAAUGGGUACAGCACCACCAAGUCCACCGGCUGGUCCUCCCGCUCAGCUGUGGACCUCCCACAUCACAAGAGGAUGGCUACCAUCAGCAACGGGGGUGUGCCCCAGGGCCAGGCCUACCGUAUGAGCUACACCCUCUCGCAGGCCGCCAGCACCUCCGCGCGGCCUAAUUCCUUCCACGAGCGGAACUACCAAGCCCGGCCGAACUUCGACACCAUGUCAUUGCGGUCGCUGCGCCUGGCAGACGGGCCGGGCAACCCUGCGGGCAUGGAUGAUCGCUACAGCAUGAUCUCGGAGCAGCUGGGCCCGGGGGCCCUCUACAAAGGCAGAAACAAUGGCAACUUCACCAGAUCCUACACCUUUGAGAGGCAGAUGAGUGCUGGCUCCAACACUGGGAUGAAGGGGCCAGGCGACUGGAUGGACAGCGUGGAGGUGCCUCAGAACCGGACCAUCCGCGCGCCUGCCAUGCGCACCCUUCAGCGCUUCCAGAGCAACAACCGCUCCCGCCUGAGCACCGGCUCCUUCAGCGGCCUCCCGGCUGCCCAGCCGGGUGUGGGGAGCUCCUACGCGGGCAUGAUGGAGCGCAGUGUCCGGGCCCCCUCUGUGCGCAGCCUGGCUGAGUCCAACCACCACCUGCAGGACCUGCGCGCCAUCGACAUGUACAACGGGCACAACACGCUGACAACUCAGCACUCCUACUCCGGCGGGUUUGACGACAUUGACCUGCCGUCAGCAGUGAAAUACCUGAUGGCCAGUGACCCCAACCUGCAGGUGCUGGGAGCCGCCUACAUCCAGCACAAGUGCUACAGCGACAAUGACGCCAAGAAGCAGGCUCGCAGCCUCCAAGCCGUGCCCAAGCUGGUGAAGCUUUUCAACCACCCCAACCAGGAGCUGCAGCGCCACGCCACCGGCGCCAUGCGCAACCUCAUCUACGACAAUGCCGAGAACAAGCUGGCGCUGGUGGAGGAGAACGGCAUCUAUGAGCUGAUGAGGACGCUGCGCGAGCAGGACGACGAGCUGCGCAAGAACGUCACGGGGAUCCUGUGGAAUCUCUCCUCCAGCGACACCCUAAAGGACCGGCUGGCUCGGGACACCCUGGAGCCACUCACCGACCUGAUCCUGACCCCGCUGUCCGGCACGGGCAGUGCUGCCAUCAUCCAGCAGAAUGCCUCGGAAGCGGAGAUCUUCUACAACUCCACAGGCCUCCUCAGGAACCUCAGCUCCGCCAGCCAGCAGACCCGGCAGAAGAUGCGCGAGUGCCACGGGCUGGUGGACUCCAUGAUCAAUUACAUCAACAGGUCUCUGGAGGUGGGGAAGUCAGAGGACAAGAGCGUGGAGAACGCCGUCUGCGUGCUGCGGAACCUCUCCUACCGUCUGUACGACGAGAUGCCCCCGUCCUCGCUGCAGCGGCUGGAGAGGCAGCAGAGGGAUGGCACCGCGGCGACGGGGGAGCUGGUGGGCUGCUUCAGCCCCCAGGGCAGGCGAGUGCGAGAGCACAUGAACACAGACAUGGUGACCUUCACGGAGGUCUCCAAGGACCCCAAAGGGAUGGAGUGGCUCUGGAACCCGCAGAUCGUGGGCAUCUACAACCGGCUGCUGCAGCGCUGCGAGCUGAACAAACACACCACGGAGGCGGCCUCAGGGGCGCUGCAGAACAUCACCGCUGGAGACCGGAGGUGGGCCGGCGUGCUGAGCAGGGUGGCUUUGGAGCAGGAGCGGAUCCUGAACCCCGUGCUGGACCGAGUCCGCACGGCCGACCAUCACCAGCUGCGCUCCCUGACGGGGCUGAUCCGCAAUCUGUCCCGCAAUGCGCGCAACAAGGACGAGAUGUCGACCAAGGUGGUGAGCCAUCUGAUUGAGAAGCUUCCAGGAGGCGUCGGUGACAAGGAGCCGCCGACCGACGUCAUUGUGAACAUCAUUGCCGUGCUGAACAACCUGGUGGUGGAGAGCCCCAUCGCCGCCCGCGACAUCGUCUACUUUGACGGCCUCCGGAAGCUCUUCUACAUCAAGAAGAAAAGGGACAGCUCGGACAGCGAGAAGUCCUCCAGAGCUGCUUCCAGCCUGCUGGCCAACAUGUGGCAGUACACCAAGCUGCACCGGGACUACAAGAUGAAGGGCUACCGGAAGGAGGAUUUCCUAGCUCUGUAAGGACAAGCAGCCCAGGAGCGGCAGAGACGGGACUGACCAGCCCUAACGUUCCCGAUGAAAAUUGUCCUCACAGCAGCACAGACUGUGGCUCUGCUGCAGGAAUCCCGCCUUGCUGCAGCUCCCGUUCUCCUCCAUCUAGACUAGCAGCAGCUUGGCUGGCCUGCCUCAUUUUUGCAUUCAUUACAGCUUCUUCUUCUUCAAGCAUAUUGGGAGCCUCUCCUCCCCUGGGGACAUCAGGGGCAGCCUUCGCUCCAGCAGCACUGCUCUGGGCAUGCCCCAGGGAGAAUUCAAAGGACUUCGCUUGGCAGGCCCUGCCGAUGUCACAGGAGUCCUGCCAGCACCUGCAAGGACACUAAGGGAUCUUUGCACAAGGUCUUCUUGGACCUCUGGAUUACUCCUAAUACAGUAUGUCUCUAUGGUUAUUAUUCCCCGCGCACACCCACCUUCCCAUGGACUUGUAUUUUUUUAAAUUAAGGAGGAUCUCAGCUCUGUUCUGGGGUCUGUGGGAUUUAAAGGGGAAGGCGUGCACACAGUGGGACAUUGGUGUCAGGAGCCCCAGGCUGCCUGGGGCUAGUGGGGCCAUACUUGUCUAGUUGUGGCGGGUGUCUGAGGCUUGUCUCAUGCUCACAACGUAUUGGGAAGCAGGGGGUGGCAUGGUUAUGUUGUGGUGCUUGUGGAUCUGGGUUGAAAGGAAUAUGGCAAGAUAAACACAGGACAGAGCUACCCAGGGGUGUCAUUCACCCCAUCUUCUUUAGCACUAGUUACCCUUUACACCAGGCAGGGUCCCAGCUAUAGCCAGACCCUCAUGCCAGUGCCUGUCAGAGGGUGAGCUGGCCGACCCUAUGCUAAUCAGAGGGCAACUCCCUCCCUAAAGCUGCUCCAGGGCCAGCCUCGCUCUGGCUUUCUCCACCUGCUUCCUGGGAGCGGGUGUUCUCAGUGCAGCAGCACUUCCUCAGCCCCCUGUACAGAUAAGUGUGUGCUCUGUUAGCUAGCGGGAAUGCCUGGCAUGUGCUGACAGGGACUCCCCAGCCUAUGGCAGAGCCACAGCUCUCUAGGAGACACGGCUCAUUAACAGACUUGCUAAAGGUCGUUUGCGAGUGGAGUAUUUAAAUCAGAUUCAAGAGCAGGCAUGUGCUGGGCUGCCGGGCUGCACGCCAUGCAGGCUGGGUUUUGUGCUCCGUGCUCCCGUGGCUGGCUGCAGGCUGGUCAGAGGCAGGCUGGGUUGGAGGGUGGGGUCGUGCUGCCCGUUGGGGGUGUUUAGCGCUGCACUAACAAAAGCCUAAUACAAACAGCUGGGGAAAAUGGUUGCUGCAGGAACAAACCAAUCACUGUGGAGAAACUUCAGUGUCUGAGCACUUGUGACCUUUCGCCCGAACGUAAUAGGGAAGGGCCCAGCCAGUGGCUAAAGGGAGUCAGUCUGAGCUGCCUGGGACGAUUAGCCUUGCUUCUGAAUUACAUUGCCCUAAAAUGCUUGCGCUCGCAUGGAAACCUGGACGCACCUGCAUGAUGAAGGGCUGCACUUUCUUGUUCAUUGAUGACUCUGCUGCAGGAGUGCCCCAAUCGGGUGUCUUCCUCAUAGUCCAAAUCGGAUAAUGACAUUCUGCCCAGAUUCAGCUUCAUUUGUCUUUCUAAAAGCUAGGGCAUUGCUGGCACAGAACAGGUUCUGUGUUCCCCUGCGGGGGCUGGGGGGGGGGG
Messenger RNA from Mauremys mutica (yellowpond turtle), 4581 nucleotides. RefSeq names its product plakophilin 3 (gene PKP3). The record is from RefSeq and is a predicted model, not a curated record. Bases 403 to 2886 code for a protein of 827 amino acids. The transcript has 13 exons. Gene Ontology annotation, molecular function: cadherin binding. Gene Ontology annotation, cellular component: cytoplasm; plasma membrane; nucleus. NCBI's taxonomy places the organism in Eukaryota, Metazoa, Chordata, Testudines, Geoemydidae. Gene Ontology annotation, biological process: cell-cell junction assembly; cell-cell adhesion.